Labrus bergylta (ballan wrasse) is the source of this 868-nucleotide messenger RNA. NCBI's taxonomy places the organism in Eukaryota, Metazoa, Chordata, Actinopteri, Labriformes, Labridae. The record is from RefSeq and is a predicted model, not a curated record.
GCAGCGUAGGAAUCUAUUUUUAUUAGCUGAUUAUCUAUUUAAUCCUGAGGCGGCUGGUUCAGAGAGAGAGAGAGAUCAGAGUGCACACACACACACACACACACACACACACACACACACACCUGCAGACUAAACACAAAUACCUGUAGAGAAGAACGUGCAAACAGUCAUCAUGUUCAGCUACGGACGGAAAAACUUCACUUGGAACGGGACUCUGAGAGAGCUGGAGGGCAGCUGCACUGCCUUCUGCACAGAGCGAGGUCGAUCCAGAAUGAGCGCCCCCUUGAGUUCCUCCAGUGGUUUGGAGGUGCUCCUGUCCACUCUGCAGAGUGCUGGCGAUGUGGAGAGCACCUUAAACAUCAUCAAUGUGCUGGAUGAACUUCUGUCAGCUGGUACAGACCGUCGUAUCCUCUACAUGAUCAGGAAAGGAGGCAGUGAGGCGCUGCUCUCUGCUCUGGUGAACACGGGACGCAGCUUCACUCCAAACUACAGCGUCCUGCUGCCUCUGCUGCACCUGCUAGUGAAAGUUGGUCACAGAGACCGGCGUAUCGGUGUGAAGGCGGAGGACGCUGGAGCCGUGCUGCUGACUCUGAGUCUGCUCAGACACAACAUCUCAAACCCCAGGAGGGCUGCAGCCUGCCUCUGGGUCCUCCAGGUGUUCUCCUCCUCAGUUUCCACAGCAAACCUGAUCGGAGAAAAACCACGGACUGGAUGUGAUCUACCGCCUGAUCCCUCCGUACACCUCCAAACACUGCACACCAUCAAAAUCUCCAGUAUACCCAGCGGAGCAUGCCAGGAGAACCAGGAGUACUGGACCUCUCCGCUGGCUUCAUGCCUGACAUACCAGUUCCUAAUGGGCCAGGACUGA